This is a messenger RNA of Diatraea saccharalis (sugarcane borer), 2516 nucleotides long. The record is from the annotation of a GenBank genome assembly. NCBI's taxonomy places the organism in Eukaryota, Metazoa, Arthropoda, Insecta, Lepidoptera, Crambidae.
UGUGCCCCUUUGCAAACCAUAGAUAACCUAGAAAUUAAAUAUUUUCGCCAUUUUUUGCUACGAAAAUUAAGUUUGACGUAAGAGCCUACAAAAUUUUCGUGUGCACUUCCAAAAAAAGGAAACAUACAAUUUAUCUACAUGUAACAUGUUCUCAUUGAAUUCUAUAAACACCCAAAAUCAGAUUUUAGUUAAUAUUAACCAGCUAGCAGCUCGAUAUUCGUGCCUAUUCAAACAAAGAAAGCAUAGCAAUGGAAAAAACAGUCAUGUGAAGAGAAAAGAGAAUGCUGCGUCAUUAUAUGACGCAACCUUGUGUUCAGAAAGUCUUGAGGAGGCACUGAGAAAUUUUGAUAAGAAUGACCUAGCUGAGAUGCGUAAAAUUGAUUUACGUUCUUUGGCUUCUUUUAGUAAGGCGGCAAAAAAGCCGUUGAACUCUAUCACUGAUCUUCAGUCAGUUAAGAAAGUUUCAUUUAUAUCAGCCGAGACCUUUGAUAAAAACAAGAAUGGGUGGACAGCUUUAUCUACAGCAACUCCUACAGUUACUGUAGAUCUGCGGGGACCCAGUACUAAAGUCAGUUUCACAGACAAUUUCUUGGGCCUCCUCACUCGCAGCAUACAGACAAACAUUUUCCUUUAUAAUGUUCAAGUGAGAGGUUUCAAGACUGAGCGUGGAGUGCAUGCAGAUUUAAAGAGGAAUCCCAACCUGAUUAAUAGACUGCGUAAGUCAUUCGGACUGAAUGUGUCGGAAGGUGAGAAGCAAAGCAAUGUCGGUCCAGAGGCAGCGCCACGACUGGAAAAACUUUUGACAGAUGAGCCGGUGCUCACACACCAGCAGAAAGACAAAAUCAAGAUUGCCUUUGCUGAAGGAUAUCUUGCAGGUUCCCAUCCGGACAACGUCCGUGGUACCAAAGCGUCCAAGUACCUCAAGUUUGUUCAGCAACUACUGACCAUCGUAUUGUUCUUGGCCAUCUUCGUUAGUCUAAUGGCGUCGGUCAGCGGCACUGUCUUUAGGAUUCAACUCGGUAAUCAAGUGGAGGUGGAUCCCGAGGACAUAUCGGUUACCUUUGAUGACGUCAAGGGGGCAGAUGAGGCCAAGCAGGAACUUAAAGAUGUUGUGGAGUUCCUAAAGUCCCCGGACAAGUUCUCGUCGCUGGGCGGCAAGUUGCCGAAGGGCGUGCUGCUGGUGGGUCCUCCGGGUACGGGUAAAACGCUGCUGGCGCGGGCGGUGGCGGGGGAAGCGCGGGUGCCGUUCUUCCACGCGGCGGGGCCCGAGUUCGACGAGAUCCUCGUGGGGCAGGGCGCCCGACGAGUCCGUGAUCUCUUUAAAGCGGCUAAGGAGCGCGCGCCGUGCGUUAUAUUUAUAGAUGAGAUAGACUCAGUUGGAGCGAAAAGAACUAACAGCGUAUUACAUCCGUAUGCCAAUCAGACAAUCAACCAGCUGUUGUCAGAGAUGGACGGUUUCCAUCAGAACGAGGGUGUGAUUGUAUUGGGUGCUACCAACAGACGAGAAGAUCUAGAUCAAGCGUUACUUAGGCCCGGCAGAUUUGACGUAGAGGUAGUGGUGCCGACGCCGGAUUACGUGGGUCGGCUUGAGAUCUUGCAGUUGUACUUGGGACGCGUGGCGUCACAUCCUGGGGUGGAUGUGGAAGUACUGGCCCGCGGGACCACGGGCUUCACCGGCGCUGACCUGGAGAGCAUGGUCAACCAGGCCGCGCUCAAAGCGGCGAUAGAUGGUGCCAAAACGGUAACAAUGAAGUACUUGGAGGAUGCGCGCGACAAGGUAUUGAUGGGCCCCGAGCGCCGCUCCCGCCUCCCUGACGAGGAGGCCAACACCAUCACUGCCUACCACGAGGGCGGGCACGCCAUAGUCGCCUACUAUACCAAGGACGCGCAUCCUUUACAUAAAGUAACAAUAAUACCGAGAGGGCCUUCGCUAGGGCACACCGCGUAUAUACCAGCUAAGGAAAGAUAUCACGUAACGAAGCAGCAACUUUUGGCGAUGAUGGACACCAUGAUGGGUGGCCGCGCCGCUGAGGAACUCAUCUUCGGUCAAGAUAAGAUCACGUCAGGCGCAUCGUCGGAUCUGAAGCAGGCGACGUCUAUAGCGUGCCACAUGGUCCGGGAGUGGGGCAUGAGCGAGAAAGUAGGCCUCCGCAGCAUGGAGCCCCCUAGGGCCUCACUCACGCCCGGUGACCAAUUGGGACCCUACACCAAUGAACUGGUUGAUGGUGAAAUCAAGAAGAUUCUGUCUGAUAGUUACGAACGCGCCAAAACUAUACUGCGCAAUCACGCCAAAGAACACAAGGCUUUAGCAGAAGCACUGCUCAAAUACGAGACCCUGGACGCGGAGGACAUAAAGGCAAUCAUGAGCGGUGAGAAGUUGAAGCACGAGCGACAGGGGCGUAGCAACAAGGAGCCCUCCCCCGCGCCCGCGCCUUCCCUGCUGCCCACCGCGCAUCCGCAGCCCGCGUAAUCAUACCAUGUCAGUGGACGCGUCCGCGAAGACGCUACGAGUGUAC